Drosophila rhopaloa is the source of this 1268-nucleotide messenger RNA. RefSeq names its product probable serine hydrolase. The record is from RefSeq and is a predicted model, not a curated record. The transcript is spliced from 2 exons. Lineage: Eukaryota; Metazoa; Arthropoda; Insecta; Diptera; Drosophilidae. The coding region runs from base 224 to 1264 and encodes 346 amino acids.
UCUAGCUUUUCUCUUAAGUUAGCUUUUAAAGCGAAAAAAAUCGAUAUAACGAAUUAGUCGGCGAACAACUGUUGCACGUGAAAGAAGUAAAAUAUUUUAUUGCCGAAAUAUAGUUGUAACGUUUGUAUUUUGGCUAAAUAAUUAGGAUAAUACUGAACGUGGAACCACAAUUACUGGAUCUUGUUUUAAAGUUACCAGCAGCAAAGUUCAAAAAGCAGUCGAGAUGGGAACUUUGUCAUUGAGUGAUUUCAAAGAGGUGCGAAUUCCGGCACCUUGGGGUCACAUCUCAGGUCGUUGGUAUGGCAACCGUACAGAGCGACCGAUCCUGGCAAUCCACGGAUGGUUGGACAACCUGGGUACCUUUGAUCGCCUGAUUCCCCUACUUCCGGAUUACAUAGGAGUACUCUGCAUAGAUCUUCCCGGUCAUGGAAGAUCCUCUCGCCUUCAGCCGGGUCUGCACUACAACAUGUACGAUUACAUUUACAUCAUUCCCCGGAUAAUGAAGGAGUACGGAUGGUCGAAAGUCUCCCUGAUGGGUCACUCUUUGGGUGGCAUCAUUAGCUUCUUCUACACUUCCCUGGCUCCAAACACGGUGGAUAUGGUCAUCUCCUUGGACAUCUUGUUGCCUAGGCCACUGGGAGAUCCCAGAAUGGCACUUGCCCAAGUGGCCCAGGAAAUGGACAAGCACCUGGUGGAAGAGGAUCGUCAGGAGGAGGGUAAUCUGCACGAGCCGCCCUCCUACACCCUUUCCCAGUUGACCAAAGUCCUCGCCAAGGGGAGUUACAAUUCGGUGACUCCCGAGUUUGCUAAACACCUGUUGUAUCGCCAGGUGGCCAAAUCCCAACUUUACCCAGACAGAUUCUUUUUCUCCAGGGAUGGAAGGGUGAAAUACUAUCACUCCAUGCCUGUGGAAACCGGACUCGCAGCGGAAAUGGCGGGAAGGAUCCGAAGGAAGCCCUACCUGAUCAUCAAAGGAUCAAGGUCACCGUAUGUGGGAGUUGAAUGUGGUGAGCCUAUGUCCAUCCUGGGCCAAAACAAUCCGCACUUUGAGUUCUACGAGGUGGAGGGUGGAACCCAUCAUGUCCAUCUCCAUGCUGCCGAGGAGUGUGCCCGCUACAUAGUGCCCUUCAUCCGGCAUCAUCGACCUCCAACCUUGACUUCUUGGUCACUCACCAGCAAGGAGCAACAACUUAGUUUAAACGAAAAACGCAGGGCUCAGGAGAGAUUCUUUGAAAUUAGUAAAAAUAAACGCAGCAAACUGUAAGAUA